Molecule: messenger RNA, 1180 nt
Organism: Pelmatolapia mariae (spotted tilapia)
Lineage: Eukaryota; Metazoa; Chordata; Actinopteri; Cichliformes; Cichlidae
Exons: 3
Coding region: 134-1180 (348 amino acids)
Molecular function (GO): nucleic acid binding
Source: RefSeq, a predicted model, not a curated record
AGGAGGAGGAGGUGGUGAAGGAGGUGGAGGUGGAGAACGACGGCGACAAGGAAGGGGAAGAGCAAGGGCACGAAGACAGUCAGUCUCGGAUGAAAUUCGAGCCACUUUAGUUGACCAUGUCCUUGUCCAUGGGAUGACUAUGAGGGAGGCUGGGCAACGAGUACAACCAAAUUUGAGUCGCUUCACUGUUGCCUCCAUCAUCAGAACCUUCAGGGAGGAAAACAGGACACAGAGACGACCACCCGGUGGAGGCAGGUUAAGGCUUUUGUCGGAGGAGCAAGAGAGGGAACUUGUAAACAUGGUAAUUGCAAAUAAUGUAAUCCGCCUGCAAGAGAUUCAAAGGAGAGUGAUUGAGGAUGAUCAUCUUUUUCGAGGCAUAAAUGCCAUCAGCCUCUCCACAAUUGACCGCAUCCUCCGAAAGAAUCAAUUCCGGAUGAAACAGGCAUACCGAGUCCCUUUCGAACGAAACUCUGACAGAGUGAAAAACCAACGUGUGGAAUAUGUUCAGAGAAUCUUUGAGAUUGAAGGACGGCCUGUUCCCCAUGAAAUGAUCUUUGUGGAUGAGGCAGGUUUUAACCUGACCAAAAGAAGGAAAAGGGGGAGGAACAUAAUUGGCCAUCGGGCUAUUGUAAAUGUCCCUGGUCAGCGUGGGGGGAAUGUCACUAUGUGCGCAGCCAUCAGCCAACGAGGGGUACUCCACCGCCAUGCCGUACUAGGACCCUAUAACACUAUGCUUCUCCUUGCUUUUCUUGAUGGUUUAAGACAACAUAUGUUCCAGCUGGACUACAGGGAACCAGCACAGCCAGAGCAGCCUCACUACGUUGUUGUGUGGGAUAACGUCAGCUUCCAUCGCGCUGCUCUGGUUCGUGACUGGUUUACCAAUAACCCAAGGUUUUCUAAUAUCUUUCUGCCUGCAUACUCCCCCUUUCUAAACCCGAUAGAGGAGUUAUUUUCGGCAUGGCGGUGGAAAGUGUAUGACCGAGAACCUUAUGUCCGUGUUCACCUCCUUCAGGCAAUGGAAGAGGCCUGCCUAGACAUAUCAGUAGAUGCAUGCCAGGGGUGGAUCAGGCAUGCAAGAGGAUUUUACCCCCGCUGCCUGGCUGGGGCCAAUAUAGCCUGUGAUGUGGAUGAGAUUCUCUGGCCUGACCCAGACCAAAGACAAGAUGCUGUGGUGGGAUAA